Messenger RNA from Arvicola amphibius (Eurasian water vole), 141 nucleotides. RefSeq names its product keratin-associated protein 20-2-like. The coding region runs from base 1 to 141 and encodes 46 amino acids. The transcript has a single exon. NCBI's taxonomy places the organism in Eukaryota, Metazoa, Chordata, Mammalia, Rodentia, Cricetidae. The record is from RefSeq and is a predicted model, not a curated record.
AUGUGCUACUACGGCGGAUUCUAUGGAGGCCUGGGCUACGGCUAUGGUGGCCUAGGCUAUGGCUGUGGCUAUGGUAGCUAUGGUUAUGGCUGCUACCGCCCACUGUGCUAUAGAAGAUACUGGUCUUAUGGCUUCUACUGA